Molecule: messenger RNA, 876 nt
Organism: Ostreococcus lucimarinus CCE9901
Lineage: Eukaryota; Viridiplantae; Chlorophyta; Mamiellophyceae; Mamiellales; Bathycoccaceae
Product: MC family transporter: aspartate/glutamate (Ca2+-activated)
Exons: 1
Biological process (GO): transmembrane transport
Source: RefSeq, a predicted model, not a curated record
CUCGUGUGCGGAGGGAUCGCGGGGGCGUUUAGUAAGUCGUGCACGGCGCCGUUGGCGAGGUUGACGAUUUUGAACCAGUUGCAGGGGACGAACGCGGUGCCGGGGUGGGAGGCCGCGGCGGGACGAGCGUCGAUCGUGAGCUCGCUGCGACGGAUCGUCGCCACGGAGGGAGUGACGGCGCUUUGGAAGGGGAACGGGGUGACGAUCAUACAUCGCCUGCCGUACAGCGCCGUCAACUUUUACGCGUACGAGCAAAUCAUGAACGUGCUGGAUAAAGUGAUGACGACGUUACACUUCGACGAGAACGGCGACCCAGCGGUGGGGGCGUUUAAGUGGGGGUUCGCGCAGCGCUUGCUCGCGGGCGGGAGCGCGGGCUGCAUCGCGUGCACGCUGACGUAUCCCUUGGAUUUGAUUCGCACGCGCCUCGCCGCGCAGACGACGGUCAAGCAUUACAACGGCAUCGCCGACGCGUUCAUGAAGAUUUUGCGCGAUGAAGGCACGAAAGGCUUGUACCGCGGUCUGAAACCGACGCUGAUCGGCGUCGGGCCGAACUUGGCGCUCAACUUUGCGGCGUACGAGACGUUGAGAAAUCACUUGCAAUCGCUCGAUCACGGGAUGUAUCCGAUGGCGGUCGAUUUGGCGAGCGGGAGCGCGGCCGCCGUCGUGAGCGCCACGGCGACUUUCCCCAUCGAUCUCGUGCGACGCCGAAUGCAGAUGCGCGACGCCGUGCGAGGUGACAGUUUUGUCGGUGUAUUUAAGCGCGUGUUGGCGAAGGAGGGCGUCACGGGACUGUACCGCGGCAUCCUCCCUGAAUUCGCCAAAGUCGCGCCGGGCGUCGCGAUCACGUACACGUCGUACGCGUUUCUCAAGCGACUG